Molecule: messenger RNA, 597 nt
Organism: Arachis duranensis
Lineage: Eukaryota; Viridiplantae; Streptophyta; Magnoliopsida; Fabales; Fabaceae
Exons: 1
Coding region: 1-597 (198 amino acids)
Source: RefSeq, a predicted model, not a curated record
AUGGAUGGUGAAUCUGAGAUAUGUCUUCCAGGAGAUAUUGUUAUUCCUUCUUCAGACCAGGCAUUUGAUGAGUUAGUUCAUUUUUCUUAUCCAAAUAUUCUGGAAAACAUGUCCUCAAAGGAUUUUUUCAAAGCAAGAACUAUACUAGCUCCCACACUAGACAUCGUUGAAGAGGUCAACAACCAUCUGAUAGCUAUCAUUCCUGGAGGAGAAAAAUUAUAUCUUAGUUCGGACUCCAUAUGUAUGGAUGAAGGGAAUAUGGAGAGUCAACUAGAUCUCUAUGGUCUUGAAUUAUUGAAUAGCAUAAAUUGCUCUGAUUUGCCUCCACAUAAAUUAAUACUCAAGGUUGGUGUUCCGGUGAUGUUACUGAGGAAUAUUGACCAAUCCAGUGGUCUUUGUAAUGGUACAAGGCUACAAGUUAGGAAGCUUGGAAAUCAUGUCAUGGAAUGUGAAGUCUUAACGGGUAACAAUGUUGGUCAUAUUGCUUUGAUUCCAAGAAUGAAUAUGGUACCAACAAAUGAAACCGUCCCAGUUAGAUUCCAACAAAGACAGUUUUUCAUAAUAGUAUCGUUUGCCAUGACAAUUAAUAAGUCUUAG